AUGGAUCUCUUCUCCGCCGCCUGCGACAACUUCGGUCUGGUUAUUAACACGGAGAAGACGGUGGUCAUGCAUCAACCGCCACCCAACACAGCCCCCCACAACGCGCCGCAAAUCAGCGUGAACGGAGCCCAACUGCAAGUGGUGGAAAACUUCACGUAUCUGGGCGGUACCCCCUCCUGCAGCACCAAAAUCGGCGGCGAAGUGGCCCUCUGCAUUUCCAAAGCCUGCUAA
Spirometra erinaceieuropaei is the source of this 231-nucleotide messenger RNA. The record is from the annotation of a GenBank genome assembly. NCBI's taxonomy places the organism in Eukaryota, Metazoa, Platyhelminthes, Cestoda, Diphyllobothriidea, Diphyllobothriidae.